Molecule: messenger RNA, 1471 nt
Organism: Aaosphaeria arxii CBS 175.79
Lineage: Eukaryota; Fungi; Ascomycota; Dothideomycetes; Pleosporales
Exons: 2
Coding region: 293-1261 (322 amino acids)
Biological process (GO): nucleosome assembly
Cellular component (GO): chromatin; nucleus
Molecular function (GO): histone binding; chromatin binding
Source: RefSeq, a predicted model, not a curated record
UCAAGCCGCGCGUGCAGGUGAUAAGUUGAAAGAUAAGACAAAACCGUAAGUUCUAUCAAACAAGACAGAAUCCCACCUUUAGCCCAAUUCCCCGCAUCGUCAUUCUCUACAACAAUGUCAACAAUAAUAACAAGGCUGCUUAAUGGAACAACUAACGAUUACAGAAACAGAAUAAUACCCAUCAUGGCUGAAAUGACUGUCGAGGAGGUCAAUGCAAGAUUCGAAGAACUGAGCUUGCUCGAGGAAGACUUCGAAGAGACCGAGAAUGAGAUCAGUAGGACCUGCCCACCACAUGCCUCUCUUCCUCUCAAUCAAGACUGACGAAAAAUCGCGCAAAGUCCGUAAACAAUACGAACUCAACGGACCCCUCUACAAGAAGCGCGCCGAAGUAGUCGCAAAGAUCCCCCACUUCUGGGCCCUCGUCUUGGAGACCGCGCCCCCAGACAUUGACAAUUUCAUCCAGCCCUCAGACUCGAAGAUCUUCGCCGACUGCCUCGAGACCCUCGACGUGAUCCGCUUCGAGAUUGACGAGCCCAACGGCUCUCCCCGCAGCUUCGCGAUCAAGUUCGGUUUCAGCGACAACGAGUACUUUGAGGACAAAGUCCUGGAGAAGAAGUUCUGGUACCGGGUCUCGUCCGACUGGGAGGGACUUGUUUCCGAGCCCGUCAAGAUCAAUUGGAAGAAGGGCAAGGACAUCACUGAGGGAGUCACAGACGCUGCCGUCAAGCUUUUCAAAGCGAGAGCCGCGAAUGUAGGCUCUGGAACCGAAGACAAGGACUUGCCCGCGUACAAGGAACUUGUCAAGUUGAUCGAACAGUCCGAUGAAGCUUCGAACAACUUUUUCACCUGGUUCGCUUUCGUCUCGAGCUACAAAUUCAUCACCGCGGAGGAGUCUGCGAUCGAGUCUAAGAAGAAGGCAGAGCGCAUCGAGAAGCAGAGGCGCGGCGAGAAGGUCGAGGACCUGCCAGAAAUCGACCAUGACCCGACGCUGGACGUCCAGGAGGCCGAGGCUUUCCUACAGGGUGACGAGCUCGCCACUCUUAUCGCCGACGACCUGUGGCCGUCUGCCAUUAAGUACUUUAAACACGCGCAUGAGGCCGAGGACGACGACGAGGAAUUGUCCGAUCUCUCAGUGGACUAUGGCGAUGAGGACGGCGAUGACAGCGACGAGGACAUUGACAUCCGCGCACUCGUAGGAAAGGGAAGGCCAGGCUCAAGCGGCUCGCCCCCUCCCAAUCCCAAGAAGGCGAGGAAGGCAUAGAGAAGGAAAGAAAAUUAUGGAUUCACUUGGAGGGCAGCAAAAGCUAUGACGAUGAAUGAUGAUUGGUAUAGUUUGGGAUUUGGCUUUGUUCAAAUCUAUAGAUGGGAUGGCCUUGAUGAGGGGUGGGCUUUUUAUUUAGAUUUCGACUACUCAGGUACUAAUGAGAUGACGCUUGAGGUAGUCGUUAAUACUAUCGCUCGUUUCUAUUAU